Messenger RNA from Zea mays, 3210 nucleotides. Its product is annotated as exocyst complex component EXO84A. Gene Ontology annotation, biological process: Golgi to plasma membrane transport; intracellular protein localization; exocytosis. Bases 639 to 3182 code for a protein of 847 amino acids. Gene Ontology annotation, cellular component: exocyst. Lineage: Eukaryota; Viridiplantae; Streptophyta; Magnoliopsida; Poales; Poaceae. The record is from RefSeq and is a predicted model, not a curated record. The transcript has 2 exons.
CGUCGUCUUCCUUCCUUCAUAGGGAUGCUCGCCUCGCGCAACGCGCAAGAACGAGAUCCAGCAGGCCAGGAACGCAAAGCUGUCAUUAGACAGACAUACAUCUAUGGUCCAUCGAUCUCAUCGACAAGCUCAUACGUGCAUGCUGCCGUGCGGCGGAACGCAAUUCGUCCUCGCUCGUUCGUGUACUGCAGCGUCCACCAAGCUAGGUAAAGAAAGGCCGGCAUCCGUCAUGGCCUCUCUGAGGCAUCGCCGCGGCGGCACCGGAGCCGCCAACGACUACGACGACGAUGACGUCCAUGACGACGGCAGCGGGACACCGCCUGGCACUGACACCGCCACGGACGAGGAGCAGGAGGAGGAGGAGGAGGAGGAAGAAGAAGAAAAGGGAGAAGAGGAGGAGGACCGCCAGAUGCAUCACCUGGGACUCCACUCCAUGACUGCAAAGGGCAUACAGCACCUGUGCUCUGAGCUCCUCGAGAUCAAGAAGGCCUCGGAGCAAGACUUCAGCGCCAAUGUUUAUCUCAGCUACCUCUCCUUCAUCAGGUACAUAAACAAAUAAAUAGAUUCGUGAGCCGUACAUACAUACGGGCACCCUGGUCUGCUUAUCCAUCGAUUGUCUUGAUCGACGGCGGCUCAGGAUGUUCCAAGAAGCCGGUGAUCUGGACAAGGACGUCCACCACCUGAAACGUCAGGUCAUGGCGCACAGGCGGCUGGUGCAGCAACUCAGCGCCAACUGCCUGUACUCGUCUUCAUCAGCGUCGAUGGUGCUACCUCGCUCCGGCUCCGAGGAUGACGAGGCCGACGCGGAAGGGGUCCUCCUCCCGGACCGUCAGGGCGAGCGCGACGAGGACCUGGAGCUGGACGCGCUUCUGUCCGAGCACCGGACGGACGAGGCCAUCCAGCUGCUGGAGCUGCAGGCCGCCCAAGCGCUGCGGACGAUGCAGCAGCAAGCAGGGGCAGCCGACGAAGCCGAAACGGUCGCGCGGGCGCUGGACGCCAGGAAGGCGAGGGUCGCCGGCCGCCUGGCUUCCGUGGCGGGCAACCCGCGGACGCCGCGGCCCGAGCUCCUCAGGGCGCUGUCCGGCCUGUGCAGGCUCGGCGACGCGGAGCAGGCGAACCAGCUGCUCCUCGGCCUGCACCGCGGGAGCGUCGUCCGCGGCGUGGAGGAGCUGCGCCUGCGCGCGUCGCAAGGAGGUCACCUGCAGCUGCAGAGCAGCGGCGCCGGCAGCAGUAACUACAUCAAGGACCUCGCGCGCGUGGUCUUCUCCUCCAUCGUGCGCACGUCGAGGGGCUUCGUGGCGCUGCACGGGCACCCGUCGCCCUACACCGCCCGGCUCGUCCGGUGGGCGAGGGAGGAGAUGGAGGACCUGAGCGCCGCCUUCUCCGAGUACGUGAGGUCCGUGUCGUCGCCCGCUGCCGCUGCCGGCCACAGCUUGGCUCUGGCGCUGGACGCCGCGGAGUGCGCGGUCUCCUACACUCCCCUGCUGAGGGCCGUCGACAUCGUGGACUCCGAGCGAGACGUGGUUGGCCUUGUCGUGCCCUGCGUCCGGGACGCCGUGACCAUGUAUGGCAGGCAUCUCAAGGAGGUGGUCCGGCUGCUGGUGGAUUCCGACGCCUGGGUGCUGGGCAGGUUCCUCGUGCCACCUGGACUAAUGAUGCAGGGUGCUGGAGCAGCGCUAGCUGAGUACUGCCUGCUGACAACCAACGGAAGGAAAUUUGUCACCCUCAUACAGGAGGUUGUGGAAGACGUAGCGUGGCCGUUGCACAAGCUUGGGAUCGGGACGAACGAUUCAGUAGGCCUGCAGCUCGUGGCGGAGCUGUUCAGGGAGUACAUGCACUCCAUCGUGGAGCUCAUCCCCAGAAAGGAAGCAGCAGCUGCUCUGCAAGACGAAGCCAGCGGCGACGCGCAGUACACGUGGCAGCUCGCCGUGCUGAUCAACUGCACCACGCUGGUGUCCCUGUUUCCGGCCAUCGCGUCCGGCGUCUUCAGGACACCAGCAUCAUCCACGUCGGGGUUUCCGGCGUCAGCACAGAGAGAGGUGGACAGCCUCGUCUCGCUGGUCAAAGAAGCGGCCGGGCAGGUGUGGAGCUGCUUCUGCCAGCAGUUCGUACGAGACACCAUGGCGUCGUCAGCGCAGGGCCGCUUCGGAAGCGGCACGCCGCCGCCGCCACAGGGCGUGACUAUGCCUUCCAUGGCCUUCCAAGUGGUGUUCCUCCGGGUGAGGCGUCUGGUCGAGGUGUAUGGCGCCAUCAUGAGCGGCGAUGACGGGACGACGAAGAAGCUGCUGCAGGAGCUGAUGGAGGCGAUGGUCUGCUGGCUCUCCACCAACCUGGAAUCGUGGGCCGUCCAUGGCGACGCCCAGGCCCAGCUCGACGUCCAUUUCCUGCUGGAGCUCGCGCAGCUCGGUGGUUUCUCCUCCGAGAGCAUCAGGAGCAGCGCGAUGGACUUGAUUACCAAAGCACAGGAGAAGGUGGCGGGUGGCGAACAGGACGAUGCCGUCCGCGAGGAGCGCUGCGGCGGCUGGGCUGCAGAUGCUGCAAAGCACGCUGUGCAGGUGCUGCUAGCGACGGAAGGUGGAGACGUAGCGGCCGGGAACGACGCUGGGGAGGAACGCGAUGAGAUGGCAAGGAGGAGCAGCAAUGACGAAGAAGCAGGCCAAGAGGAAGCACCCGAAGGUGAGAAUGAGGAUCAUGAGGAUGAGAGUGGGGCUGCCAACAAGUCCAGCGACGAGUUCGUAAGCAUGGAGGACGAGGACGAGGAUGAGGGCGAAGAGGAUGGCGUAAGAAUGCCUGCUCGUGCAGCUUUGUCGUCAGAGAGUCCGAAGCCCGGGCACUCAGCAUUGGGCAAUGGAGAGGAGAUGGCGAACAUUCGAUCAGGCCAUCAUCAUCCCGAGCUUGACCAGGCUGAGGGCGGAGGUGACGACAGUGUGCAGGCUGAUGACGAGACACGGGAUGGAGAAGGGAUGUGCCAUGGUGCCAUACAGCAGCAGGUUGAAGAGCAGAGCAGCAGUAGCUGGGAAGACAUUGAUGGCGAAGGAGGCGGUGGUGGGAGGAGCAGCACGCGGCGUCAGUCAACUCCUCCUGUGAUGGCGGCAGGGAAGGAUGCUCCUACCGGGAGCAGAAAGAAGAGGGAGGCAGUGAGCAGAAGCAGCAAACCCAGCAAACCCAGAUGGCAUGUAUAACUGAUAGGGGUGGGUGUAAUAGUAUCAA